Molecule: messenger RNA, 2875 nt
Organism: Linum trigynum
Lineage: Eukaryota; Viridiplantae; Streptophyta; Magnoliopsida; Malpighiales; Linaceae
Source: the annotation of a GenBank genome assembly
UUCCCAACCCUUCGAACCAGGACUCCACUAGCAAUUUGUCAAAGAAAGAAAUAAAAGAAAAAAACUCCCGCUACUGACGAACUAAGAAGUAUGAAGGCCGAACAAGGACCCAUAAGGCAAUAUGGCCCGGCCCAGCAUAUCGUUGUCGUGUUCGCAAAUAUGCUGAGCGAAUACGAUAGGAUAGCAAGCCCCGACGGCCCAUUAAACAUCUCUAGACCCUGGCCCAAUCCACAAUAAUCAAAACCCUAGUGAAGCUAAAUCCCUCGGAACUAUAUAAGCAUCACAUUUCAGCUCUUUUUCCCUUCUCUCACAGUUCCGUCUUCCUCCCCGUCUCCAAACCCUAGCCCCGCCGCAGAGCCACCCUGCAAUCCGCCGCCGCGCCACCAUGUCUCACGAACAGCUGGUUCUCCGCGGCACCAUGCGCGCCCACACCGAUCAGGUCACCGCCAUCGCCACACCGAUCGACAACUCGGACAUGAUCGUCACCUCCUCCCGUGACAAAUCCAUCAUCGUCUGGGAUCUUACCAAGGACGACAAGAACUACGGCGUCGCCCGCCGUCGCCUCACCGGCCACUCCCAUUUCGUCCAGGACGUCGUUCUCUCCUCCGACGGCCAGUUCGCCCUCUCCGGCUCCUGGGACGGCGAGCUCCGGCUCUGGGAUCUCGCGGCCGGAGUCUCCGCCCGCCGCUUCGUCGGCCACACCAAGGACGUGCUCUCGGUCGCUUUCUCGAUCGACAACCGCCAGAUCGUGUCCGCCUCGCGUGACAAGUCAAUCAAGCUGUGGAACACCCUCGGCGAGUGCAAGUACACCAUCCAGGACGGAGACGGCCACUCCGAUUGGGUGAGCUGCGUUCGAUUCAGCCCCAACACUCUGCAGCCCACCAUUGUUUCCGCAUCCUGGGAUCGUACCGUGAAGGUGUGGAAUUUGACCAACUGCAAGCUGAGGAACACACUGCCUGGACAUGGUGGGUAUGUGAACACCGUUGCUGUUUCCCCUGAUGGGUCCCUGUGCGCCAGCGGUGGGAAAGACGGCGUGAUUUUGCUCUGGGAUUUGGCGGAGGGUAAGAGGCUGUACAAUUUGGAUGCCGGCGCUGUGAUUCAUGCGCUCUGCUUCAGCCCCAACAGGUACUGGCUGUGUGCUGCUACCGAGAACAGCAUUAAGAUCUGGGAUUUGGAGAGCAAGUCGAUUGUGGAGGACUUGAAGGUCGACCUCAAGGCCGAAGCCGAGAAAUCCGAGGGUGCUGCACCCAACACUCUCAAGAACAUCCAUUGCACAAGCUUGAACUGGAGUGCAGAUGGAAGUACCUUGUUCAGCGGAUACACCGAUGGUGUGAUCCGAGUGUGGGGCAUUGGUCGCUCAUGAGAGCUGAAGCAUUUGCUAGUCAUCAGAGCAUUAAAGGAGAGACCUGUCGUUUUUGUUCGAUUGUAGGGAUGAAGCGGUUAUUGGGGACUUGUUUUUUAAGUUUUUUCUUUGUCAUAGAAGUGAAGAAUGCAUUGAGGUUCUGUUGAAGUUGGAUAUUUUCGUUUAUAAUGAGCCCUAAGCUGUUAUGUCAUUGUGAUCACAUAUUUAUCAUGUUUUUAUUUUUUUUAUUUUGGAUUGAUGUCCUGGUUUUGCAACAUCCUCUGCUAGGUGCUGAUAAAUAUGUUUCUGAAGUUGAUGCAAUGUGUCGUUGUUACUCUGUUCCUCUAGGAUGCAUUUUUAUGGGCGGAUUUUAUCCUCUCCUACAAAAUUAAAGGUAUAAUUUGUUUUGUUUGUAGGAUUGGGUGAUGGAUUUAACACUCAAAUUCUAAGCAUCUUCACAUAAAUCUAUUGUGUUAAUUACAUAAAUCUAUUGUGUUAAUUGCAUUGUUGGUCAUUGAGUUUGCACAAAAUGUUCAUGUUUGGUUACUAGAAAUAUUUAAAUCCAUUAGUAGUCACUUGAAUUAGUUAAAUGGUUCAAGUCUCUUUAGUUUUCGUUAACACUGUUAGUCAAUCACACGGCUGACAGAGCUUAAGGAGCUCUCCCUCCACUACAACCUCCUCGUUGACCAAAUCCGAACAAGUUCGCGGGCAAAGUUCAGUUCCUGCUGCUCGUUCUGAAUCUCGCCUCCAACUAAUUGUCUGGGGAUUUGAAUUUCUUGAAGCAUUUCCCCAAUCUCGAAACGCUCUUUCUCUCCAACAAUUUCUUCGCCGGCCAGGUCCCCAAAUCAAUUCGCUCCUUCCUCAACCUCCAAUUCCUCGACAUCACCGGGAACAGGUUCCUCAACGAGGCGGGUCGGGUUUGGUGACGUGGCAGGUUAAAAUUGGAUGAAUCAACAUUUCUGUUAGCCACGUAAGCAAUUGACUGACGGUGUUAACGAAAAUUGACGGAGACUGAUGGAGAGUGACCAAACAUGAACGUUUUUUGUAAACUUACUGACCAACCAUGCAAUUAACCCUAAAUCUAUUGUUUGCUAAAGGAUACAAAUUUGUGGGGCCUACGGAUUUGCAACUCCAACAUGGACAAAUUCAUCAUAGAUUUAUGAUAAAAAUUAACUAAACAAACAAUGUACUCUUUCAAAUCUAUAAUGCAACAAAUCUAUCAUAAAUCCAAAGGUUUUUAAAACUCAAAAUCUUCAUUUUCAAGUCCAGCAAGCAAACGGGUCCAAGAGUGUUUUGAAAUUCUGUAAUCUAUUUCCCUAGCAAUCGACACGCUUUGUGUAGGUUGUACUGAAAAAGUUAGUGGUAGGGUACUUUAAUAGCAUACGAACUAGGCUAUUGAUUAAAUACACUUCAAAUUCAUUUGUCAUGAUGGAAACAAGGAUUGUGAUGUAGAGGUUUUAAUGAAGCUUUUGUGUUGCAUAUACUAAAGCUUUGACACCCCAGAUGAAAAUUAAAUAAAUGUUUAUGACAUAU